CAACCAACCCGCCCGCCGUACAGUACAAGAGGGCAAUACUUUCCCUUCCACCCCAAAUCUGCGACGGCGUGUGAGCUGGGAUUUUCUCCUUCUCUGCACAUACCUUGGGACAGAUACAUCCGCGGUACUCCUUAUUGCGCCAAGAUGCCUUCCUCGACCGCAGACAACCUGGGCGCUCCCACCACCCAUCCGUUUACAUGCAACACCUGCCAGGUAGCGUUUCGGAGCAGCGAUGCCCAGAGAACGCAUAUGCGAAGCGACUGGCACCGAUACAACCUGAAGCGUCGAGUAGCAUCUCUCCCUCCCUUGUCCUCAGAGACCUUUGCGGAAAAGGUUCUCAGCGUCCAGGCUUCUAAUUCAGCGGCGGCGGCUAGAGCGACGUUUGAGAAGACCUGCACUGCGUGCCAGAAGACAUACUAUAGCGAGAAUGCCUUUAUAAAUCAUAUGGGAAGUCAAAAGCACAGGUUGAAGGAAGCGCUGCUGAGGAAAAACGGAGGCCAUCUGGACGACUCGGCGUCCGUGGUUAGUGGUGCAUUCUCGAUGGGAGAGCCUAUAAAUGUGCCUCCGAACGUAGUCUCUCCAGAAACUAUUGUCGAAGAAGAGUUCUCGGCUAUUGUCGACGGAAUGAAAGACACUUCCAUAGAUGCCAAAGAUCCUGUAGCGGGACGGCCACACCGGCCCAGCCAAUCUCGAUCCAGCGAUUCCCGCCGACCGUCGGUUUCCACUAAGAUGGAAAUCGAUGCAGUGACUGUCUCCCGAUGCCUUUUCUGCAAUUAUGAUUCCUCCGACAUCAACGAAAACGUUUCCCAUAUGCAUAAAUCGCAUGGAAUGUUUAUUCCUGAGCAAGACUACUUAGUUGAUUUAGAGGGCCUGAUCAAAUACCUUCAAGCCAAGGUUAUGCAAAACAACGAGUGCUUGUACUGCCAUAAAUUGAAGACGACGACACCUGGCAUUCAGACACAUAUGAGAGACAAGGGUCAUUGCAUGAUUGCAUUUGAAUCCGAGGAAGAGAUGAUUGAGAUCGGCCAGUUCUACGACUUCACAAGCACAUAUUCGGACGAUGAAGAAGAAGAAUAUUCAGAUAGGCGUCGGGAUGGCGCGGUCGAUGGAAGUGCUGAGGAAGAUGAUGGUUGGGAAACCGAUACCUCUGCCUCAUCUCUUGACUCUGCCGAGUUGGGCGCUGUACCGAUCGAUGACUACUCACAUCAGUACUCGAAGCUUUCGAAACAUAAACAUCACUCCCAUGAGCCGCGUUCUCAUCGCAAUCUAGAUGGUUUCCAUUCACAUGCACACGAGCACACGCGCGCGGUUUUUUACUCUGAUUAUGAGCUGCAUCUGCCUUCCGGCCGGACCGCUGGCCACCGUGCCCUUGCCAAAUACUACAGGCAAAACCUUCGUGAUUAUCCAACCCCAGAAGAGCGCUUCUCGCGGCAACAGGCCAUAGAGGCAGCGCCUUCGGGUGAGACCCAAGAGGGGGAGACGGAGGCCGCCUUCCAGAACAAAAAUCGGGCAUUGAUCUCGAGGGCAAAUGGAGGUAUUGGAAUGCUUGGAGCUACUGCAAGUCAAAAGCAAGAAGUCCGGGCUGCGGAAGUGAGAGAUCGGAAACGGGAACAAAGGUCUGAGCGCGCGUUCCAAUGGGCUGUUUCAAAGAGGGCCAACCACCAGAAACACUUCAGGGAUCAUCUUCUCCAGUGAUCGCUUUACAUUAGCCCUAUAGGUGCUAUUGUGUACUGUGACUGGGAAGUCCGAUGGCCAUUUGAGGAGGGUUUUACAGUUUUUUUUCUUUCUCCCUGUCUGGUUUGCAGAUACUUUUGAGACAUGUUUAACUU
This is a messenger RNA of Coccidioides immitis RS, 1829 nucleotides long. RefSeq names its product C2H2 finger domain-containing protein. Gene Ontology annotation, biological process: ribosomal large subunit biogenesis. Gene Ontology annotation, molecular function: zinc ion binding; nucleic acid binding. NCBI's taxonomy places the organism in Eukaryota, Fungi, Ascomycota, Eurotiomycetes, Onygenales, Onygenaceae. The transcript has 3 exons. Gene Ontology annotation, cellular component: preribosome, large subunit precursor. Bases 145 to 1695 code for a protein of 516 amino acids. The record is from RefSeq and is a predicted model, not a curated record.